UGGAAACAUGUCCUUACUAGGAUGAGAUGUUAGCGAGAUUGACAAUUUGGCUCCCAGAUAAAGUAAUUUAAAAGUACUGAACGACACAGAGCCAGGUGCUAAUAAAGUGAUGAUGUAUUUAUUUAACGCAGCCUUUAACAAUCUUGAAAAGCCAGAAAGUAGACAGGACCACUUUUUAAAAUUGUAUCUUUAUCUUAAGAGUGCCUAGAGAAGACGUCCGUCAGAGACAAACAUUUUACAGCCAUAUUAAAGAUAUAUACUCACAGCUAGUUAAACGUACAGUUCCACCACGCAUGCGCAGUACUAUGAAGUACUUCCUGAAGUCUAACAGUGAGUGAAGUGUACAGUGUGCAGAGGUGUCUUGCGGUGGAGGACUUCACAGCUCAUUGCGGCCGUUAAGCGUGAUGCCAAGUGUCGGCCAACUCAUGAAGGUGUUUGUGACGAGACGCAUCCCGCAGGAGGGGAUGAAGCUCCUGUCAGCGGCGGGAGUGUGUGAGGUGUCUCUGUGGGACUCGGAUGAGCCUGUGCAGAGGGCAGACCUUCUCAAAGGUGUGCAGGGAGCACAUGGUAUUCUGUGUCUGCUGUCAGACAAGAUUGAUGCCGAGGUUCUGGAUGCUGCAGGGCCAAACCUGAAAGUAAUCAGCACCCUGUCAGUGGGAUUUGAUCACAUGGCAAUGGAUGAAAUAAAAAAACGUGGUAUACGUGUUGGAUACACUCCAGAUGUCCUGACUGACGCCACAGCAGAACUGACAGUAGCUCUGCUGCUGGCCACCGCUCGCAGAUUACCAGAGGGAGUGGAGGAGGUCAAAAAUGGAGGCUGGAGCUCGUGGAAGCCUCUCUGGCUGUGUGGUUACGGUCUUUCUGGCAGCACAGUCGGAGUCAUUGGACUUGGACGCAUUGGCAUGGCCAUUGCUCGGAGACUCAUGCCCUUCGGAGUGAAGAGGCUGCUUUACUCUGGAAGAACAGUUAAGGCAGACGCUGCUGAGGUCAAAGGAGAGUUUGUUCCCCUGGAUACACUUGUGUCUGAGAGCGAUUUCAUAGUCGUUUCCUGCUCCCUGACGCCUGAAACCCAGGGGCUGUGUGACAAAGCUUUCUUCAGCAAGAUGAAAAACACAGCUGUCUUCGUCAACUCAAGCAGGGGAGCUGUGGUGAACCAGGAUGAUCUGUACGAGGCUUUGACCAGCGGACAGAUCGCUGCAGCUGGACUGGAUGUCACAACACCGGAGCCCCUCCCAACAGACCACCCUCUUCUCACACUUAAAAACUGUGUGGUGUUGCCACAUAUCGGCAGUGCUACUUACUCCACCAGAGGCAUCAUGGCAGCACUGUCAGCUAAAAACCUGCUGGGAGGUUUACAGGGCACAGACAUGCCCAGUGAACUCACCUUCUAGCUCCUGAAGCCAAGCCGCUGUGCCUCCCCCAGUGAUGCAGUAACAGAUACUGUAAAUGUAAUGUGCUGGUCUAGUAAAGGUCUCCUGUGUGAGAUCAAAGUGAAGGGAUGGAAAUAGAAGAAUACUAAUGUAGUUCAGAAAUACUCUUAUACAUGUUUACAUUCUGUCAGUUGCAUCUAGAUCAUUUUAUUUGAUCCUGUCAUAGUUACUAAUAAGAUGCACUUUUGAAGAAGGAAGUGUCAAGUCAACUCAAAUGUAUUUAUAUAACCCAGAAAGGUUUUCUUAUCGCAGACAUGUAACCAAGUUCUUGUAAAGAGGCUAAUGAAAUAACUGGCAGCGCUCCAUAAAGGGACAUAUUGUGUAAAAACUAUUUUUUUCAGUGCUUCUGCACAUAUUUGGGUGUCUGGAGUGCCAACUGUGAAAUAAGGUAACUCAUUCAGUAUUUUGUGGCCUGCCUGAAUCAGAAAACUUAUUUCAAGAAGGCAUUCAGACCAUGAAAAUUUGCAAAAUAUGCCCCCUUAAACAUUAGUUCAUUAAAAAACUCUAUACAACCGCAAAAAACAUUUUCUACUGUGCAUUUAAAGUGUUUCCUUCAAAUUAGAAUGGUUUGUUCUGUCUCUCACCCUAAAUGUAAUGCUUGCCUUUAACAUUAUCAUUAGAUUUAUUUGUCUGCACUUCUAUACAGAUAAUAAUGCUCCAAAUAAUGUUACAAAACAGAAAAACACUCCAGUCUAUUUUUGUCUGAAAAAUAAAAACAUAUGCCUUAGUUUAAAUGUAAUUUUCUCUGUGUGUUUAUUUUAGAAAUAGAUUAAGAUCAAUAAAAAAUACUCAAUGCAUAAUUUAUUUUCAUCAUUAUUAUGACAGCAGUCAAAAAAACAAAGGUGUUUUUUUUUUAUAUUUUCAGUGCAUUCAUAUCAGUUUGGCAAAAUGUGUAUCUUUUUCAUUUCAUGGAAUAAUCCUUAAAUAAAAAUAUGGUUGAGAGCUUGAAAUAAAAUAAUCUAAAAAGAAA
Centropristis striata (black sea bass) is the source of this 2400-nucleotide messenger RNA. It is a transcript of the gene grhpra, whose product is annotated as glyoxylate reductase/hydroxypyruvate reductase a. The transcript has 9 exons. The record is from RefSeq and is a predicted model, not a curated record. Gene Ontology annotation, molecular function: hydroxypyruvate reductase (NADH) activity; glyoxylate reductase (NADPH) activity; hydroxypyruvate reductase [NAD(P)H] activity. Bases 405 to 1391 code for a protein of 328 amino acids. Gene Ontology annotation, cellular component: cytosol. NCBI's taxonomy places the organism in Eukaryota, Metazoa, Chordata, Actinopteri, Perciformes, Serranidae.